GUUGUUGUUGUGACGUCAUGCUCGGUGGUAUAAAGGUGACGUUUCUUACGUGAUGGGGCGCGUGUUUCUGUGACAGCAGCUGCAGACUGCACGCGCUCUGUUGUCACCACCUUGUCCUCUGGAGGGGCGGGAGUCUCUAAUCUAUACAAGCUGCCCCGCACCGGGACUCCCGCGGACUCCGGACCGGCCUGCAGCUACAGCACACAGGCCGCCUGGCUGCCAGGCACCAAUGUCCCGCUCACCGCUCCAGUUCCACAACGGGGGCGAGCCGCAGUCCAUGAAGAACGGCCUGGAGGAGGAGGAGGAGGAUGAGGAGGGAGAUCUGGACGACGAGGUGGACGCUUCCCACCUGGAGAGGUUUAUGAAGGACAGGAGGAGAGCCCAGUCUCUGCCCGCCUACCCGACGGCGCUCCUGGACGGCGUCCCCGGGAGCAACGAGAGGAAGCGGGUGAAGUUCGCCGACUCCAUGGGCCUGAACCUGGCCAGCGUCAAGCACUUCAGCUCGCUGGAGGAGCCGCAGAUCCCGAGCAAAGUUCUGUCCAGACACAAGAGCUUCCCGCCGCAGCAGCAGGACUUUCUGAACGACCUGUGCCAGAGCUUCAAGUCCAGCUUAUACACGGACCGGUUGGUGUCCUGCUUCCCGGAGCCCCGGGAGGUGGAGCGGAGAGUCCAGCAGCUCCACGUCUGCCUGGAGAGGGUCACCAUCACGCAGUUCGACGUGCGGGGGCAGAUCCGGGUCCUCACCGGCUGCAGCCACAAAGAGGUCGGGGUGAGGUACAGCUUUAACGACUGGCUGUCCUACGUGGACGCGCAGGCUCUGCCCGUGGCCGCGGAUCAGCCGGGCUUUGUGGGAGAGCGGUUCAGCUUCACCGUGUACACGCCGCCCGUCAUGGACCCCACAUCGGCCGUGCACUUCGCCGUGUACCUGAAGAGUGUGGAGGGGGAGUUCUGGGACAACAACGAGGGGCAGAACUACACCCUCAGGUACCACUGCAUGCCCAGCACCGCACCUUUUGUCAGCGCCGCCUUCCACGCCACCUGAGCGGUGCGCAAAGCCCCGCGCGUAAAAGCUCUCCAUCCACGUGCUGAAGGAAAUUCUUUGAUAUGCAGCUGCUGAUUCUUCAUAUUCGGUCACGUGGAGGUCAGAGGACUCUGUCACACUCAGAGGAUCUGCUGUCUCUCACGGAUGUGGGAAGUUUUUCAAAAUAAAAACCAACCUACAGAUUUUUCCUGGCUGUGACUCUGUGGAGAUUUUUAAAGGAUCGAAACACAAAACGACUUCACACUCUUCAAACCUGUUUGAUAAAUCCUGAACAGUCUGAAAUCAGUCAGACCAGCUGUGGACCUUGAAAUCUCUGAUUUGAAUUCAGCCGAUUGUAAUAAUUCUAAUAAUGAAUCGAGGAUGUGAUGAAUGUUUUUGUGAUCUCAUCAAAUAAAAGUUGAUUUCAUAAAUGAA
Molecule: messenger RNA, 1456 nt
Organism: Larimichthys crocea (large yellow croaker)
Lineage: Eukaryota; Metazoa; Chordata; Actinopteri; Sciaenidae
Gene: ppp1r3g
Product: protein phosphatase 1 regulatory subunit 3G
Exons: 1
Coding region: 230-1042 (270 amino acids)
Biological process (GO): regulation of glycogen biosynthetic process
Cellular component (GO): protein phosphatase type 1 complex
Molecular function (GO): protein phosphatase 1 binding; glycogen binding
Source: RefSeq, a predicted model, not a curated record